This is a messenger RNA of Aspergillus tanneri, 753 nucleotides long. RefSeq names its product Cyanate hydratase. The transcript has 3 exons. Bases 1 to 753 code for a protein of 250 amino acids. The record is from RefSeq and is a predicted model, not a curated record. Gene Ontology annotation, molecular function: cyanate hydratase activity; DNA binding. NCBI's taxonomy places the organism in Eukaryota, Fungi, Ascomycota, Eurotiomycetes, Eurotiales, Aspergillaceae.
AUGUCCGGAGAACGGAGACUCGCCGCUCUCGAUGCGUCCAUCGUGGACCGCCUGCCAGCGUACAGCCAAGUACUCUUCGACGCGAAGACGGCCAAGAAGCUGACCUUCACGGACAUCGCGGUGCACAUCGGGCGCAACGAGGUUGCCUGCGCGGCACUCUUCUACGGACAGGCGCAGGCGACGGCAGAGGACGUUAGCAAGCUGUCAGCGCUGCUAGAUGUGCCGUGUGACGUCCUCUCCGCCCAGAUGAUGGGUUUCCCUGACCGAGGCCGCUCGGGGCCCAUGCCCCCUGUUGAACCCCUCAUCUACCGGCUGUACGAGAUUAUCCAGAACUAUGGCUAUUCUUUCAAGGCGGUGCUCAACGAAAAGUUCGGCGACGGCAUCAUGAGCGGAAUCAACUUCACCACUAAGGUCGAGAAGGAAGUUGACGAGAAUGGCACGUUCGCCGUUAUCACCUUGCGCGGAAGAUGCCGCGCUCAAGCUUCCCAUGUCAAGAUGGGCACGGAACUCUUCUACGGGAUCCUCUACCGUAGCUUAAAUAUUUCUGACUACGCUGAGAUAAUUCACUACGACGUUUCGGUGGAUGUACACUAUACCCCCGCCUAUGGACACUCUCGGGCGAUACUACCUAGCAUUGUUUGUGACGUGUCUAUCAUUCUCUCCAUGCCCAAUUUUCAACCGGAUAUGGACCCAGCCCUACCUCUGGAGCGUGUUCAUUAUGGCGCCUCCGUGAUUCCCCGACUUGUGCCGUGA